Oxyura jamaicensis (ruddy duck) is the source of this 3843-nucleotide messenger RNA. It is a transcript of the gene PANX2, whose product is annotated as pannexin 2. The record is from RefSeq and is a predicted model, not a curated record. NCBI's taxonomy places the organism in Eukaryota, Metazoa, Chordata, Aves, Anseriformes, Anatidae. Gene Ontology annotation, biological process: monoatomic cation transport; positive regulation of interleukin-1 production. Gene Ontology annotation, molecular function: channel activity. Bases 303 to 2342 code for a protein of 679 amino acids. The transcript is spliced from 4 exons.
UGAGCCGCCCCGCACGCUGCAGCCCGGCGUUUCCAUGCAUUGCCAGCCAGCCGCGGCGAUAGCCAGCACCGCCCGCACGCCGCUCGCCCCCCGCCCCGAAGCGGCGGCGCGGGGACCUUUCUGCCGGCAGGAAGGACCGGUGUAAGUUUAUUUGCGCCUUCCGCUGCUGUUGGCAAGGCAGCGCCUGUGCUCGCCAGCCCCUGCGAACCGAGGGAGCCGAAGCUGCCAGGCCACCACCCGUCCCCGUCCCCGGGGGAGGCCCGUCGGCGUGAGGCCGCCCGCAGCCGCCGCCACCACCGCUUAUGCAACACAUCAUCGAUAACCACCCCGACAUGGCCACCGCGCUGCUGGCAGGCGAGAAGCUGAAGGAGCUCAUCCUGCCCGGGCAGCAGGAUGACAAGGCGGGCGCGCUGGCGGCUCUGCUCCUCCAGCUGAAGCUGGAGCUGCCCUUCGACCGCGUGGUCACCAUCGGCACCGUCCUCAUCCCCAUCCUCCUCGUCACACUCGUCUUCACCAAGAACUUUGCUGAGGAGCCAAUAUACUGUUACACACCACACAACUUCACCCGCGAUCAAGCCUUGUAUGCCAGAGGAUAUUGUUGGACAGAAUUAAAAGAUGCCUUGCCAGGAGUUGAUGCCAGCCACUGGCCCUCCUUGUUUGAGCAUAAGUUCCUACCUUAUGCACUGCUGGCUUUUGCUGGGAUAAUGUACAUUCCGGCUCUGGGCUGGGAAUUUCUGGCCUCCACCCGACUGACUUCAGAGCUUAAUUUUUUGCUCCAGGAGAUCGAUAAUUGCUACCACCGUGCAGCUGAAGGACGGGCACCAAAAAUAGAGAAACAGAUCCAGUCCAAAGGCCCAGGGAUCACAGAGAGAGAGAAAAGAGAAAUCAUUGAGAACGCAGAGAAGGAAAAAAGCCCUGAACAGAACUUGUUUGAGAAAUACCUGGAACGAAGAGGACGCAGUAACUUCUUAGCUAAGCUUUAUCUCGCGAGACAUCUGUUCAUCAUCUUUUUAAGCAUUAUACCAAUUACAUACUUAUCCACCUACUAUGCUACACAGAAGCAAAAUGAAUUUACAUGUGCACUAGGAGAGCCUCCAGACAAAACAAGCAGCUCCAAAUUGCACAUCAGAGUGAACUGUAAGCUGCCAUCUGUCCAGCUCCAGAGGAUUAUUGCGGGUGUAGAUAUCGUUCUCCUCUGCUUUAUGAACUUGAUCAUCCUUAUCAACUUAAUUCACCUCUUCAUAUUUCGUAAGUCCAACUUCAUAUUUGAUAAACUGAACAAAGUUGGAAUAAAGACCAAAAAACAGUGGCAGAAGUCCCAGUUUUGUGACAUCAAUAUUUUGGCCAUGUUUUGUAAUGAAAAUCGGGACCACAUAAAAUCUUUGAACCGUCUGGAUUUUAUUACAAACGAAAGUGAUCUGAUGUAUGACAAUGUGGUACGCCAGCUGCUGGCGGCCUUGGCCCAGUCUAAUCAUGAUGCCACUCCAACCAUGCGUGAUUCAGGGAUCCAAACAAUAGACCCAAGCGUCGAUCCAGCGGACAUUGAUGGUAACGAGCAGCUCAUCAUUAAGAGACCAAGGAAGAAGAUGAAAUGGAUCCCAACUACCAAUCCACUUCCUCAGCCAUUCAAGGAACAGUUAGCCAUUAUGAAGGUUGAAAACCAUAAACCUGAAAAGCCUAAGCCUGUGCGGAGAAAAACGGCGACAGAUAGCCUUAUUGCUCCUUUGCUAGAAUCCACUGCAAAAACCUCACAGCAAGCAUCAGCUCAUAAAACUGAGUCAAACGCCGUUCCAAGCACAGGCAGUGAAAAAAAGCACACACGACACUUUUCCUUGGAUGUACAUCCAUAUAUACUUAGUAGUAAAAAACCCAAGCCAGAGAUUCCAGCUAUCCCCUCGAUGCCUACAUCAAAAAGUCAAGAAGGUGGAUUCGUAAACCAGGAAGAGAAUGUCAUAGUACACGUUACCUCCUCUCUCAAAGACACUCCUCAUCCUGCGAAAGAGAUGCUGUACUCAUCUGAGACAUGCAGAACUGGGCCCGCUGCUGGGGCUUUUGUCACAUGCAACCACAACCACAUAGCCACCACUGCUGCAACAACAACGAUGACUUUGAACCCGGUCAAAGCAGAACCGGGCCCUGCACUGAACUGCAACCCCACGCACCCGCUGCUGCACAUCAACACGCUCUACGAAGAUCACGAGGAGGAAGUCCCAAACAUAAUUGACAACGGGAUUCACUCACCGGCUGACACAGGGGAAAUCCUCUCCAUCCCCACCCCCAAGCAGAUAAGGCUGGCUACGUUUGAUGAGCCAAUGGCAAUCGUGAGCUCGGUGGAGUACUGAAGGCCCCGGCUGCACGCCUGCUCCCUUGGGGCCGGGUCUGAGGCUGCUGCAGUGAGAAACGUGGUCCCCUCCGCAACGUGCUGCACUGCAUGAGCAUGGAGAGUCCUCAUACAGACUGUGAUAACAGCUCUUGGUAAUAAUACCAAAGGGUUUUUCAGGAUCACAUCAUGAGCACUGUCAGUCAUUUACCAAGUAGAAUAAGUAAAGUCUGGUGGAAAUAGACCUUUAAUGCCAAGACAACCAUUAGCUCUAGCUCUGAACGAUAGCUUCCAGAUUCAAUUGGUUUUAGCACAAUUUAUGAACACUAAGAGUCUGAUGGCAUGCCACAGUAAUUUUAGUGAGUGUUUAAAUCCUUUGCAUUCAGAAUCACUGAUUGAAGUUAAAACGACAUGGAGGUGAGGUAUACUUUUUUAAUGGCAGCAGUUCAAUAAGAGUUUUUUUCUAAGCAGAGAGGUGUUUUUUUUUCACAAUUCAGGAUUAUGAAAACGUUAUAUGCAAGCGAAUUUUUGUUUGUUUGUUUCUUUAGCUCACUAAUGUUGGGCUCGAUGGAGACUUAGCUGAAAGGGCCUUACUACCACCAGCAUUUAAGUGCAAAAAGAAUUGAUAUGUUCAAUCUCUUGCAUUUAUAAAUGAAAAUACCUGAGGUAUGCCCCGCCCUUCAACAAGCUUAUAUGUUUGAUGGAAGAUGAUGAAAUGAAGAGUUUAUUUUUUUAAAUAUAUUUUACCAUGGGAAAAAUUACUUUAAUAACUUUUCAAACCAGGUGUUAGUUUUAACAAAAUGUGUAGAAGAGAGUCAUUGUAGCUGCUUAUUUUUUCAUAGUGUAUUUAUGAACCAGGUUAGAAACUUUCAUGGGUGCUUCACUGAUGAAAAAUCUUACAGAGGUUGUUACAAAACAUCUUGCAAAAUAAGAAACCAGCAGAACUGUUUUCAAAUAACACACAGUUAAAGAAAGUCCAUGAAUUUAGGUCUGCAGACUUGGCUAGUCCUUGAUUCAGCAAACACUUAAGGCCAUGGAUGUCACUGAAACUACUCAUAUGUCUAAAGCUAAGCACAUACUGAAGUGGCUUUGCUGGAUCUGGACUCAAGUGCAAGCAGACAAUAAUCCUGCCGUAUGUGCUAUCAUUCUGAUUCAAUAUUUGCCUUCCUUGGCUCAAAGCACAUCUUCAUCCCCAUCUUCCUAUAACUUUGAUAUGUGUGAUUUAAUAGAAAAUUCUAGUAUAACUAAAACAUCUAUUAAAAGUGUAUCAUGCAAUAACCAUUCUCAGCAAAAUUAUAGUGAAACAAAAAGUGACUGUGUUAAAAUAAUAUUACUAGCUGCAUUCAGAAUUACAGAUUAUGUGUGUUUGCAUCAAAAUUAUGUACAAUGGUAGAAGAACUACACAGCACAAAUACAGGAUUGAAAUCUUGAAUUUAUUUUUAAUUUAUUACCUCAGACAUGGAUAUAUGAUACCAGUAUUUAAUGAAAAUAGCACUGAAAAUAAAUACAUAUUAUUCUGAAUA